GGUUAAACCCGCAAAACCGCUUUUAUUCAGUUAAACCCAGCUUGUGUGUGUCCAAAUAAUGCAUAAGUCGCUUCACCCAAAUGUCUGAUGGCCCCCAGGAACAGUUAAAACGAUUCGUGUUUUCGUCGAAAUAUAACCUGAGAGGAGAACCUCAGGAAGAAAAACUAGAAGUGAUUAUUCCUGAGCUACUUCUACCCAGUUACUCGUUCUACACGUGGCCCUCCGCCCCCGUGCUUGCGUGGUUUUUAUGGGAGCACCGGCACGAGUUGGUCGGUAAACGGAUUCUGGAAAUCGGCUCGGGGACCGCGCUUCCUGGAAUAGUGGCAGCCAAGUGCGGCGCGAAGGUAAUUUUGAGCGACUCCGCCACUCUCCCGAAGUCUCUAGCGCACACUCGGCGCAGCUGCCAAUUAAACAAUUUGGUGGUGAACGAGCACAUCCACAUAAUUGGAUUGACGUGGGGGUUGUUUUUGAACAGUCACGAUUUUGCGGGUCAGUUGGACUUGAUUCUAGGUUCCGACUGUUUUUAUGAGCCUGCGGUCUUCGAGGAUAUAAUUGUGUCGGUUUCGUAUUUGCUAGAGGGUAAUCAGAACGCUAAGUUCCUGUGUACGUAUCAGGAGCGCAGCUCUGAUUGGUCAAUCGAGCAUUUAUUAGCCAAGUGGAACUUGCGCUGUCAGGUACACAAUAUUAGUAAUCUAGGGGCGACAGCGGGUUUAGACAUCCACGAACUGGUUGGGGAUCACAGUAUACACUUGUUGGAAAUUUCGCGUCAGGUUUGAGUAUGGCUGGUAAUGUCGCUAGAAACUUGUACAAAUUGUAUGUGAGAAACAUUCCGUGGACCGUCGGCCACCAAGAACUCAAAACCUACUUCAACAAGU
Molecule: messenger RNA, 875 nt
Organism: Zophobas morio
Lineage: Eukaryota; Metazoa; Arthropoda; Insecta; Coleoptera; Tenebrionidae
Product: histone-arginine methyltransferase METTL23
Exons: 2
Coding region: 81-776 (231 amino acids)
Cellular component (GO): nucleus; cytoplasm
Source: RefSeq, a predicted model, not a curated record